Messenger RNA from Cyprinus carpio (common carp), 1036 nucleotides. RefSeq names its product phenylalanine--tRNA ligase, mitochondrial-like. The transcript is spliced from 3 exons. Bases 281 to 1012 code for a protein of 243 amino acids. The record is from RefSeq and is a predicted model, not a curated record. Gene Ontology annotation, molecular function: tRNA binding; phenylalanine-tRNA ligase activity; ATP binding. Gene Ontology annotation, biological process: phenylalanyl-tRNA aminoacylation. Gene Ontology annotation, cellular component: cytoplasm; mitochondrion. Lineage: Eukaryota; Metazoa; Chordata; Actinopteri; Cypriniformes; Cyprinidae.
GUGACAGUACAUGCUCUCUGCUGGACGCAGCCAUGAUGGAAACAGAGCUGUCAGUUCAACGCGCCUGAACACAUACACUCGCUUUUCUGUUCAAAUACAGAAGUCAAGCGGAUUUUCAAGUUUAAUUAACGAAGUAUUCUAUAUUUAAAAUAUUUACAGUACACAUAAUGCGCUCUAAAUAAAUAUAUGCUACGAGAUGUUGUGUUUACAGUGAUCAGGCACAUCAGCAGUCGUCUCAAUAACAGCACGCGUGUCAUCAGAGACUCAUGGAUCAUCUACUAUGACAUUUUUCAAUAUUUCCCAGACUUUCCUCAAACACAGAGUCCGUCACUGGUCAGCUAACUGCCAAUGGACCCGUUCCCUCGCCGUGUCCCACACACUCUUCCCCUGUAGGGGUCUAUCGACGGACGGCUCCGCUCCUCGGCCGCAGAUUAGUGAAGACUCGAUAGAAGUUUUCAGCCAUGUCUACCCGCGAGAUGACAUGACCAAUGUGACAGCUAAAAUCUUGUCCACAGUUGGCAACCAGCUUCACAACCGGCCGCACCACCCCUUGUGGCUUAUUAAAGAACACAUCAAAGACCAUUUCUACCACUCCUACAUCGGACGCACGGGAAACCCACUGUUCUCUGUACAUGACAACCUCAGCCCGGUAGUGACGGUGGAGCAGAACUUCGACAGUCUACUCAUUCCUCCAGACCAUCCCAGUCAGAAAAAAAACAAUUACUACCUGAACCGCACACACAUGCUGUGGUCCCACACCUCCGCCCAUCAGAAGGAGCUGGUGCGCUCAGGUCUGGACCGCUUCCUGCUGGCUGGAGAUGUGUAUAGACGAGAUGAGAUCGACUCCGACCACAAUCCUGUCUUCCAUCAGAUGGAGGGAGUGCGGCUUUUCUCAAACCAUGAGAUUUGGAGAUCCGCUGGGUGGACUGCUACUUCCCUUUCACACAUCCCUCCUUUGAGAUGGAGGUGCGCUUCCAGGGUGAUUGGUUGGAGGUGCUGGGCUGUGGGGUGAUGGAGCAGGAACUGCUCUGCUCAG